GGGGAGGGGAGAGAGAGUGUGGGGUCGGGGGGAGGGUGUUGGAACUCUCCCCGGGAGCCGGGAGCAGGCAGGGACAGGGAGAGGCUGGCAGGACAGUCCGGCUGUGAGGAGAGAGAGUGCGGGGAGGCAAUGAGCAGGAUCCCGCUGAGGAUGGCCCUUUUGCUGUUUCAAGUCUUCCCUGUCAAACUGGCCGGCGUGGAAGCCCAGUCUCAAGAAAGAGAGAUAUGCAUUGGCGUGAACAACCAGAGUUACUUCUGUGAAACAGGACACUGUUGUGGAGAGUCACAAUGCUGUAACUACUAUUAUGAGCUUUGGUGGUUCUGGCUUGUUUGGACCAUCAUCAUCAUCCUGAGUUGCUGUUGUGUCUGUCACCAUCGGCGAGCCAAGCUCCGUCUGCAACAACAGCAACGGCAACGUGAGAUAAACCUCAUCGCCUACCAAGGAGCCCGGAACUACUCCUUGCUCCCCCUCUACCUGAGAUUUUUGCCAAGUUAUUUACUCCCUCCUUAUGAAGAAGUAGUGAACAGACCAGUGACCCCACCACCUCCCUACAGUGCCUUUCAUCAUCAGCAAUGUGUCACAGACUGUAAUAGCCCCUCAAGUCCUGAGCCACCUAGGUCCCCCGACACGCCGAGUAACUCUGUGCCAACAGUCUGUGAGGUGGUGCCCCGGCAAGGCAGCACUCUGGACCUGGACUCGCCCCUGUUGUAUUCGGAAAAUGGCUUGAACAAAACUCAGACAGCGAGCCAGGUGGAGGAUCUGGGCCCUACCUCAGAGCUGGAGCCUGUGCGUGCUUGUUGCCUGGACCUGGAGGAGGAGCUGAGCUGCCCCGAGAAAGAGCAACUGACUGACUAUUAUCCGAGCUCUUCCUCGAAAAUCGAAAGCUGGCACCACCAGGCGUGCUUGGAAAUCAAAGAUGUGGAUAAGAUGCCAGGGAGACACCGCAGGUUCACUGGCGAUUCUGGGAUCGAGGUCUGUGUUUGCAACAGGGACGAUGAUCCAAAGGAGUUGGAUGGUCUGAUUGACGGUUUGGGGGGUGCGAUGGAGUUCUGUGACAGCUGUAACAUGUGUGAUUCGUGCCCACGAGGGGACAUGAGGGAGGAAGGCCUGGCUGAAGCGAAUGAGCAACAGGAUUGCAAGGAGCAGCGUGUCCCAGAGGAGCCAGUGUGUCUUUUGUUGGAUACCAUCAAUGAGAAUGAGUUGCUUCAAGCUCAUCAGCAUCAUGAUUCCCAAACCUAACUGCAGCUUGUCCCAUCAGCUGCACUCUUCAAUAUCUGUGCUUAAGGACUCCUCGACUCUCUUCUCAUUGAGCUUCAAAACCAUCCUGGUAUCUGCGUGUACCUGGGGGGAGAGAGAGAGAGAGAGAUGGCAAAAAGAUGGUUGAUGCCAAACUGGUGAUGGUAUGGAGCAGAGACUGUGCUGGCAACAUUGAACCAGGAGAAAUUGGUCAGCCUAGCUACACGACUAGCAUUCUAUGAUGUUUAAUGUUGACCUGUCAUAUUGUCGUAUAGAUGCAAUUUUGACGUCAACUGGAAUUUUGUAUCCAAAAUUUUAAAUUUUUAAUCAAAACCUAUUUGCAUGGGAUUGUGGCCCUACAUUAAUCUUGACGGUCUAAAAGACCACUUUAGUUUUCUUUGCCUGUGUCCGAACAAGAGAGACAGCUUUAUAGAUCUGGAGUGAAAUCCCAGAUAGAAUAAAAACUGGAGACUUUAGUCCUGGCACAUGGGUGUGCUUUUGAAUAGCAGGAGUGAGAGGGGUCUCUCUUCAGGGACUGUGAAUACUGGCUUUAAAAUGCAUAAAGGGCAUCUUUCCGCAUUGUUUAUCUCUCGCCUCGACAGAAGCACAAGUUGCAUUGUUUCGGUUACUAAGGCUUUGAUUUUUUUUUUACAUUUGCAUUGCUUGUGAGGAUUCAGGAAGUACGUGAAAAUAGAUGAUCGGGUCAUGUGCAGAAGCUGACCCAGUGAGAAACACAACAAAAAACUAUAACUGGGUUGGAUAUGCAAUUUUUCCUUGUCCUGAAUCUGUAACUACGUAUCUAAUGUAAGUGGAGACUGACUGGUAUGGCUGCUGUUGCUGGGAGUGAUUUUCUUUUCAAAACAGUUUCCCAAGAGAAACAGUUGGUUGUGAUUUGGUUAUGCGCUGUUUAAUUUGGUGUACAUUAUAUCAUUGAUAGAUCUGCUGUGCAGUGAGAACAGUCAUACAUACUCUCUCUCACUCCCUCUCUCUUAAUCUCGCUCCCUCUAUCCCCCCUCUCUGUCUCGCUCACAUACACACCAGAGCUGCUUCCCUACCAAUGCUGUGUCUAAUUAAUGUAAUAGCACAAACAAAUUUCCUCUGUGUGCUCUGUGCAGCAAAUUCAUUUGUCUGAAGCUUCUGUGUCUUGUACACAGCAUGGAGAUUAAGGUGUGUGUGUGUGUGUUUGUUAGUAUCUGUGAAAACAAAUUGGGAUUUAUAUUUCGCCUUUCGUGACCUCAGGGUAUCCCAAAGCGCUUUACAACCAAUGAAUUACUUCUUAAAGUGUAGUCACUGUUGUACUGUAAGAAUUGAGGCAACCAAAUGUUCCCACCAGCAAUCUCUAACAAGCAGCAAUAAGAAAUAGGUGUGUUUUAGAUGUUGGUUGAGGGAGAAACAUGGGCCAGUAACUGGGAAGAAUGCUGCUUUUUGAGAGGCAGAGUGGGGUAUUUAGUGUCCAAGCACAUGAGUGGACAUGACCUCAGUUUAAUGUCUGAAUGAUGGCAGUGCUGGGCUGUACUGAAGAGUAAGUAGAACGAUGUUAGCUGAAGUACAGAAUCAAUGAGUGCAUGGUGUUGGAUGUGCACACUGGAAUGCCGAACCUGUUACCAGGGCCUGAGCACAACUCUGAUUCAUCCCUGGACAUCUAUCUAUGUUAUAAUAACAUACAAGCUUUCCUUCCUCACUCACUUCCAUUUUGUUCUUGACCCUACCACAGCCCAAUAUUUCUGUGAUUUUUUUUUUGAAUCUGGCAUUAGGUUACAGGGUGAGCAGUACAUUUAUAUUGAUGGUGAGCGAGUCCUUUAUUCAGGGUGCUGCCCUCAACAGCUCAGGAAUGACUGUCUCAUCUGUCGUUAAAUACUGGAACAUCCGAUAUGUGUUGAGCUGUUUGCGACUGAGUCAGAACUGGCUGCAGGUUCUCUGUAACACCAGUGAUCUCACUUUUCGAGAGGAGAUAGCCAUUUGAGUUGUGUAACACGAAAGUGGGAGAUGGGAAGGUAAUCUGACCUUACUAUAACAGAGUAAGAUUUUAAAACUGAGCCAAGGAACUUGUGGCACAGAGUUCUACCAGGUUUGGUUGGUACAUAGGCAGCCCUGUAAGUGUAGAGCCAGUGAGGAAUGGAUUGAGACAGGUUUUAAAAUUGGCAGCAGGCUGCUGAAGUGAACCUGGUUUUUGCCUGGGGUCGUGGGGGUGGGGGGGAUUGGAAUUAUUUGGGGCUGUUGGUGGAUGUAAGCAAACUGCAGUAAAUUUUAGCUGGCUGAGUUGUGGAAACUGUCAGACAAUGAUAGAGAUUUCUGGAUCCAUUCAUAGGAUUUGUUUAGAUUUUAAAAGAUGUGUUAGGAAGGGGGAACUCUCUGUGGCACGUUAAGUGGGAAAGUAUGGGCUUAAAAUUAGAUUUUUGAUUUGGAAACACCUGUCUUCACAUUUUAAAUUACAAGUGGCAAAGCCUUGAUACAAGUAGAGACUGCUGAAUGAGAAAACAAACUUCUUUCUUGAACUGCAGGGAGCUGCAUGCAGUUGUAUAUUAGGCUGGUCUGGUCUUAGAUAACCACUUGAAGACCUGAUCCAUGGAGUACUCCUACCAAAUGCUAGCUUUGACUUGGGUUUACCAUUCGUUGUAAUUUUUCCAGUCAAUAUUUUAAUGGUUCAUUGAAAAAGCUAUAGUGUCUUCUGAUCUCAUGGCCAUUGUUUUCCUUUCAAGAGCCUUGUCACCUUACCGCGAGGACUUGAUUUGUUAUCACUCCACACCCCUUCAAACUGCAACUCUUUACAAUACACAUCUGUCAGUUGGGUGCAGUUAUCCACUUGGUUCGCUGUGGGGUCUUGUAGAAUGGAGAGAGAGGGGGACUGGCUGAGUUGCUAUUGAGAGAGCCUCAAGGACAGGAUGGACUGAAUGGCCUCUUUUCUUAGCCACGCUGAUUCUACAAAAUGUCACAUCUCAACAACUCCCCUGAUCCCCUUGAGCUGCAGCAAGGCAGUGUCAGUGGGAAUGGGCUCUGUAUCUGGGCAGUGUUCACAGCACGCGUUAUCGCUGUCACUGGAAGCAGCAGCAAAUCAUCUGUGUGAAGUCAGUACCACUCAGUCUGUUGGUGAUUUUACCAAGGUGAUAAUCAUUCAAACAGUUUCAAAUAAAAAUUAA
Stegostoma tigrinum is the source of this 4373-nucleotide messenger RNA. RefSeq names its product WW domain binding protein 1-like a (gene wbp1la). The coding region runs from base 130 to 1239 and encodes 369 amino acids. NCBI's taxonomy places the organism in Eukaryota, Metazoa, Chordata, Chondrichthyes, Orectolobiformes, Stegostomatidae. The transcript has 4 exons. The record is from RefSeq and is a predicted model, not a curated record.